AUGCAGCAUCAUGUUCAAAAAUUUAUGUGGAGGCAUCAGUUACAAGCAACAUUAUCUUUUAUACGUCGCUUUCAUGAUCGGUCAGGUGUUCCACGCGUUGUAGACGAUCCAGAGGAGAAAAUGCAUGGUGUUACGGAUGCUGGAUAUCGAUAUCGGUAUCAUCAACCAGGUAUCGACUCACUUCCGCGAUUACCCAACUGUAAAGUUCCGGUUUACAAACGCGAUUACAAAAUACGCGAUAAUUGGUCUAGAACACAAGCGAGGUUUGGUGAAAAUGAUUACAUUGACUUACUCGGUGACGGUAGCAUUCAUCCCGCUCAGUUGCAAUACCAUGUACCGGCAUGGCUUCGUGGUUUUCCUGGUCAGCAUCGUGCCAACGAACUAAUAAAACUGAUUCAUUUCCGGAAUUUGUAUAAAGAUAAGAUGCAAAUUAAUUCACCAAGAAGAUGGUAUGAUCUGCAAAAAAGAAUCAAAUAUUUGCUGCAGAAACAUAAUUAUUACAAACAGGAUGAAUUAAGGGAUGAACGGAAACUUGGUUUGUGGGAUGAACGACCAGAUUAUUUCUACAAGGAUAAAUUGAGAAGGAGUUAUCAAGAUCUUGUUUAA
Molecule: messenger RNA, 606 nt
Organism: Thelazia callipaeda (thelaziosis nematode)
Lineage: Eukaryota; Metazoa; Nematoda; Chromadorea; Rhabditida; Thelaziidae
Source: the annotation of a GenBank genome assembly